Aureobasidium subglaciale EXF-2481 is the source of this 1564-nucleotide messenger RNA. RefSeq lists its product as uncharacterized. Gene Ontology annotation, biological process: translational elongation. Gene Ontology annotation, molecular function: translation elongation factor activity. Lineage: Eukaryota; Fungi; Ascomycota; Dothideomycetes; Dothideales; Saccotheciaceae. Gene Ontology annotation, cellular component: cytoplasm; nucleus. The transcript has 4 exons. Bases 46 to 1287 code for a protein of 413 amino acids. The record is from RefSeq and is a predicted model, not a curated record.
CCCCUCUGUGUAGCUUCUCAUCUUCAGUUGCACACACCCCUCACAAUGUCUUCUUUCGGAAAGCUCUACACCUACCCGGGUAACCCCCGUACCACCGCCCUGCUGGCCGUCGCAAAGGCCAACAGCCUCAACCUUGACAUUGUUCACACCGAGCCUGCCAAGGGUGUCGAGACCGAGUACCUCAAGCUCAACAAGCUCGGCAAGGUCCCCACCUUCGAGGGUGCCGACGGCUACGUCCUCACCGAGUGCAUCGCCAUUGCCAUCUACCUCACCUCCCAGAACGAGAAGACCACUCUCCUCGGCAAGACCAAGCAGGACUACGCCUCCAUCCUCAGAUGGAUGUCCUUCGCCAACACUGAGGUUCUUUCCGCCCUCGGUGGCUGGUUCCGCCCUCUGAUUGGCCGCGACCCCUACAACAAGAAGGCCGUCGAGGACAGCCAGAAGGCCACCGCCAAGGCCGUCGGUGCUCUCGAGGACCACUUCCUUGUCAACACCUACCUCGUUGGUGAGCGCCUCACCCUUGCCGACAUCUUCGCUGCCGGCAUCAUCUCCCGUGGCUUCCAGUUCUUCUUCGACAAGGAGUGGCGCAGCAGCAACCCCAACGUCACCCGUUGGUUCGAGACUGUUACCAACCAGUCCAUUUACUCCGAUGUUGCCGAGAAGCUCGAGUUCAUCGAGAAGGCCAUCCCCAACCAGCCCCCCAAGAAGGAGGCCGCUCCCAAGGCCGAGAAGCCCAAGGAGGCCCCCAAGCCCAAGGCCGCCGCCAAGGACGACGACGAGGAGGAGGCCGCUCCUGCCCCCAAGGCCAAGCACCCCAUUGAGGCUCUCGGCCGCCCCACUUUCGCUCUUGACGACCUCAAGCGCAAGUACUCCAACGAGGAGACCCGCGAGGUUGCCCUUCCCUGGUUCUGGGAGAACGUCAACUUCGAGGAGUACUCUCUCUGGAGAAUGGACUACAAGUACAACGAUGAGCUCACCAUGACCUUCAUGACCUCCAACCUCAUCGGUGGUUUCUUCACCCGUCUUGAGGGUUCCCGCAAGUACAUCUUCGGUGCCGCUUCCGUUUACGGUACCACCAACGACUCGCUCGUUCGUGGUGCUUUCCUCGUCCGUGGCCAGGAGGCUCUCCCCGCCUUCGAUGUCGCUCCUGAUGUCGACUCUUACGAGUUCACCAAGCUCGACCCCAAGAGCCCCGAGGACAAGAAGUUCGUCGAGUCCAUGUGGGCUUGGGACGAACCCGCUCAGCCUGAGGGCAAGGAGUGGGCCGACGGCAAAGUUUUCAAGUAAGCGCGUCGUUGCUGCUGUCGCCGGGAGUGCAUAAUGAUGCUCCAUGGUGAAGAGAUGACGAGUUGCUGAAGACUUAAGCCAAAAAGGAGGAUAAGGAGAAAAGUCGACUACCCAGCUUCGGACCCCUAAUACCACGGGGGGCAGCGAAUGGAUGACGACAUUCUGUCGGUACUACAACACAGAGACCGAGUUUUAUUUGACACGAGCGAUGCUUUUAGACGAGUUCUGUUUAAAAAGAUAUUCAACGCAAGUGUGCUAUGCCACGCUAUGACCACCA